GAGACAACACAUACAGGUCAAAACAUCAGCUGAAGAAAUAUUGAAAAUGACAGAUGAAGACGAUUCUUCCGUUGAGGAAAUUAUUUCAAUACGAGAAAUCGCACCAAGGCCUGUUCCAAGGGCGAAGCAUCCUUUCAUCACGCAUGUCAGGGAAGGAUACGAACAGUCUCACACAGACUCCAUGCGCCGACAGCCAGGUGCCCGCUCCUUGCCGUCAUCACCUCACACAGGUGUCAAUCACAUCUCGCCACGAGACAAUGUUGUAAAACUGGGGCAGUUUCCACCAAUCAUAUCACUGAAUGUUGGCGGAAUGGUGUACCAGACACGACUCUCCACACUUUUGAAGUACUCGGACUCCAUGCUAGCGGCCAUGUUCAGUGGCCGUCACAAGGUCGACCAAGACAAAGAUGGCCACUACUUCCUGGACACCAACGGUGCCGUGUUUGGCCACAUUCUGGAAUACCUCCGCUACGGGACAGUUCCGCCGUCCGACUUAUCCACCGCUGUCUACAGAGAUGCAGAGUACUAUGGCCUACACUCCAUGGUUGAAAAGCUACAGCUUCGACCUGAAAUUGCUUCUAUUAUCGUCAAAGAAUCCCAUCGAUCCCAGUUUCCAGGGUACCAAGAUGCCAAGCAUGACGUCAUCCGAGCAGCAGUUGCUAAUGCAUCGAUUAACAGAAUCGGUGAAGUAUUGGUAUGUGCUUUCAGAACAGAGUUCAAGGCGAAAGUUCAGAACUUUAACCCCCUCCACGGAUGCAUCGUGGAAUCAGCUCAUGUUAGUAUUGGGCCAUGGGAAACACAAGCUGACGAAGAAGUGUUUAUGAAAUGUCUGGAAAAUGAUCUCAUGGAGGAUGGAUUCAAUGUCAAGCCACAUGAGGGUAAACGGAAGUGUAAAUAUUACUAUGGACAAACCUGUCAGAAAUUUGUCUACAAGUUGCAAAUCAUAUUUGAUUGAUAUUAGAUAUCUUAUAUAAUUUAUUCAAUACCACACACAUUGUGCAGCCUUGUGGCAUCUCACACCUAGAUGUUCAUGCUAUUUGUUAGGCCAACCUUAUUCUGUUACUUGAGUCAUUGAUCUGGUUGAAUGGGUACCUCCGAUUUGCAAGAUAUACUUGUCUGUUUUUAUUUCUGGUUACUUUGGACAGACCAUUUUUCUUUAAAAUAGAUUUGCCUAGUUUUUCAUUACCAUGCCAAGAUGUUGGCGGAAAUUAUAAUAAAUAAUGAACAUUGUCUUAGUUGAUAUUAUCAGUUUAAUGUCCCGCAACAUCCUCUUGAGACAGGUUAUAAAUACAUAUUUUUAAACAUUCGAACAACUGGUUCGUGAUAUUUUCAAUAAUUUUAUUUAUGUGUCUAUAUUUGUGAACUUUAAGGUAGUGGUUCAUCCAUGAUGCAAUAUUAAAAUUGGUCGGACUGUUAAAAUGGUUCUUUUCUAUUGGGUAACGUAAAGUAUCAAACACUUUCGACAGUCGAUGAUUCAAGUGAUAGAACAUGGUUGACUGUAACAUGAUUGUCAGUUUGAUAUGGACUGUCGCUACCGUUGUACUUGGCCAGUCACUUCCUCUGUAACAUGGUCAACAAUCAAACACAACAGCUUUAUACUCAUUGUGCAUUGUGCAUUGAUUGACCUAUGGUGCUGGGAGUAGUCACCAUUGUUGUGUUGUGUUGUGAUGUGUGACUGAUGAACACGUGGAACACGUGGAACACAUGAACACUUGGAACUCAUGUUGAACUCUUGUAGUGCAUAUAGAACACUUAGACUUUAAAAAAAAAUAAAAAAUUUCUUUGGCAAUGUUUUUUGAAAAUAUAGUGUGAGCAGGCGGUGAGGCGGUGUCCUUUUUUUCCCCGGUUGUUCAAACUAGUAUGUAACCAAAUAAACAGUUGUGUAUCCAAAUGUUCAAACUAGUAAUACAAGUAGUAUGUAACCAAAUAAACUGUUGUGUAUCCAAAUAAACAGUUGUGUACAAUCAACCCGGGAAAGGGCCUCUUUACAUAAACAUAUUCCUUGAUGAAUAAAAUACUGGAAUACAAUAUUUGACUACCGUUGGACUAUUUGAGGAUAUUUUAGAAUUUUUUUUAAAUGGAAAUAUAAUGGAAAUGUGUGGUGGACUUUAUGAUGAUGCAGGCAGUGCCUGAGAACCAAGACUGUUUUUUAGCCUUUAGAGCUUGCUGAACAUUUGAAAUGCAUGCUGAACAAAUGGAUGUGUAAUCAGUAUUAGCACCUCUCUUUCAGCUGUGUUAUUGUCUCUGUAGUGUAUGUACCCCCAGGAAGCAUGUACAACAAUACAUGUAUUCUGUAUGUACAACAAUGCAUGUAUUCUGUACGUACAACAAUGCAUGUAUUCUGUACAUAUAACAAUACAUGUAUUCUGUACGUACAACAAUGCAUGUAUUCUGUACGUACAACAAUGCAUGUAUUCUGUACAUAUAACAAUACAUGUAUUCUGUACGUACAACAAUGCAUGUAUUCUGUAUGUACAACAAUGCAUGUAUUCUGUACGUACAACAAUGCAUGUAUUCUGUAUGUACAACAAUACAUGUAUUCUGUAUGUACAACAAUGCAUGUAUUCUGUACGUACAACAAUGCAUGUAUUCUGUACGUAUAACAAUACAUGUAUUCUGUACGUACAACAAUGCAUGUAUUCUGUACGUAUAACAAUGCAUGUAUUCUGUACGUACAACAAUGCAUGUAUUCUGUACGUACAACAAUGCAUGUAUUCUGUACGUAUAACAAUGCAUGUAUUCUGUACGUACAACAAUGCAUGUAUUCUGUACGUACAACAAUGCAUGUAUUCUGUACGUACAACAAUGCAUGUAUUCUGUACGUACAACAAUGCAUGUAUUCUGUACGUACAACAAUGCAUGUAUUCUGUACGUACAACAAUGCAUGUAUUCUGUACGUAUAACAAUACAUGUAUUCUGUACGUACAACAAUGCAUGUAUUCUGUACGUAUAACAAUGCAUGUAUUCUGUAUGUACAACAAUGCAUGUAUUCUGUACGUACAACAAUGCAUGUAUUCUGUACGUAUAACAAUGCAUGUAUUCUGUACGUACAACAAUGCAUGUAUUCUGUACGUAUAACAAUGCAUGUAUUCUGUACGUACAACAAUGCAUGUAUUCUGUACGUACAACAAUGCAUGUAUUCUGUACGUAUAACAAUGCAUGUACUCUGUACGUACAACAAUACAUGUAUUCUGUACGUACAACAAUACAUGUAUUCUGUAGGUACAACAAUGCAUGUAUUCUGUACGUACAACAAUGCAUGUAUUCUGUACGUACAACAAUGCAUGUAUUCUGUACAUAUAACAAUACAUGUAUUCUGUACGUACA
Molecule: messenger RNA, 3327 nt
Organism: Haliotis rufescens (red abalone)
Lineage: Eukaryota; Metazoa; Mollusca; Gastropoda; Lepetellida; Haliotidae
Product: BTB/POZ domain-containing protein KCTD7-like
Exons: 2
Coding region: 47-955 (302 amino acids)
Biological process (GO): protein homooligomerization
Molecular function (GO): protein binding
Source: RefSeq, a predicted model, not a curated record